AUGGUCAAAGAAACAAAGUAUUACGACACCCUUGGUGUCGCGCCUGAUGCUACCGAGGCGCAACUCAAGAAGGCCUACAAGGUCAACGCCCUGAAGUACCACCCAGACAAGAACGCCAACAACCCCGAGGCCGAGAGCAAGUUCAAGGAGAUCUCACAUGCCUACGAAAUCCUCUCCGAUUCCCAGAAGCGCCAGGUCUAUGACCAAUAUGGUGAAGCCGGUCUGGAGGGUGGUGCUGGCGGUGGUGGUAUGGCUGCCGAGGAUCUCUUUGCCCAGUUCUUCGGUGGUGGCGGCUCGUUUGGCGGUGGCCUUGGUGGCAUGUUCGGUGGCAUGCAGAACCGUGGCCCGCCCAAGGCGCGCACCAUUCACCACACCCACAAGGUCUCGCUUGAGGAUGUCUACAGAGGCAAGGUUUCCAAGCUGGCCUUGCAGCGAUCCAUCAUCUGCCCCAAGUGCGAGGGCCGCGGUGGCAAGGAAGGUGCAGUUAAGCGCUGUGCCGGCUGUGAUGGCCACGGUAUGAAGACCAUGAUGCGCCAGAUGGGUCCCAUGAUCCAGAGAUUCCAGACUGUCUGCCCCGACUGUAAUGGAGAGGGAGAGACCAUCAAGGACAAGGAUCGUUGCAAGGGCUGCAAUGGCAAGAAGACCACCGUCGACCGCAAGGUUCUGCACGUCCACGUUGACCGUGGUGUGCGCAGCGGUACCAAGGUUGAGUUCCGUGGCGAGGGUGACCAAUCCCCCGGUGUCCAAGCUGGCGAUGUUGUCUUUGAGAUUGAGCAGAAGCCUCACCCCCGCUUCACAAGAAAGGAGGAUGACCUCUUGUACCGAUGCGAGAUUGAGCUUGUCCAGGCACUGGCUGGUGGCACCAUCUACAUUGAGCACCUCGACGACCGGUGGCUCAGCGUCGAUAUCUUCCCUGGCGAGGCAAUCGCUCCUGACGCAGUCAAGAUGAUCCGUGGCCAGGGUAUGCCUUCGCCGAGACACCACGACUUUGGCAACAUGUACAUCCAGUUUGCUGUCAAGUUCCCUGAGAAGGGCUGGACGGAGAACGAAGAACACUUUGAGCAGCUGCGCAAGAUUCUUCCUGGCCCGUCUCUGCAGAUCACUCCCCCGGCUGAGGCUAUGACCGAGCCGGCCGACCUCGAGGAGGUUGAUGCUCAGUCGUCACAGAACGCCUUUGGUGGUGGUAGCAUGGACGAGGACGAUGAGGACGGCCACCCGCACGGUGAGCGCGUGCAAUGCGCCUCGCAGUAA
Messenger RNA from Pestalotiopsis fici W106-1, 1251 nucleotides. RefSeq lists its product as uncharacterized. Gene Ontology annotation, cellular component: cytosol; nucleus; cytoplasm. The record is from RefSeq and is a predicted model, not a curated record. Gene Ontology annotation, biological process: response to heat; protein refolding. Lineage: Eukaryota; Fungi; Ascomycota; Sordariomycetes; Amphisphaeriales; Sporocadaceae. Gene Ontology annotation, molecular function: Hsp70 protein binding; ATP binding. The transcript is spliced from 4 exons. Bases 1 to 1251 code for a protein of 416 amino acids.